AUGGCUCGUCCUGUAAUGAUUCCCCAAGAUGCUAUGGACUUGAUUGAAGGUCUCCUCUUGACUCUCUUCGCUUUUCUGACAAUGGGGGCACUGUUGUUGUGCAUAGCCCAAACUAAGAGGCCCGAAUUCGACAACCCUCAACCCGAAGGGCCAAGCGAGAACCAAAGUGAGCAAAGGAAAAAGGCAAGGCAUGAGGCAUGGAUGAAAUUGAUCCAAGAGAAAAAUGUGACCUGUGAAAAG
Messenger RNA from Ilex paraguariensis (yerba mate), 240 nucleotides. NCBI's taxonomy places the organism in Eukaryota, Viridiplantae, Streptophyta, Magnoliopsida, Aquifoliales, Aquifoliaceae. The record is from the annotation of a GenBank genome assembly.